Molecule: messenger RNA, 705 nt
Organism: Nezara viridula (southern green stink bug)
Lineage: Eukaryota; Metazoa; Arthropoda; Insecta; Hemiptera; Pentatomidae
Source: the annotation of a GenBank genome assembly
AUGCUCUGUAUGGUUGAUGUCAAAUUAUCUGGGGAGCCUCAUACUGACGAUAAGCCAAGUUUGAAGACUGCGUCAAAAAUCCACUCUUAUUCGCUAUAUAGGAUUCUACAUCCUAAAAUGAGAGAGAAGCCGAAUGUCCUCAAGGCCUCGUUACACCAAAAGCUGCUCCGGUAUUUGGUGCAAGAUCUCCAGUAUGGGGCUGAAGAUGCAAUCAAGUUGUUAAAUCAUGACCCGAAACCUACUACUGCUGAUGGAGUCAGGAAGUGGAACGGCGGUAGCGGUGUUACGCAUGCGCCUCGCCCCACCACCACAUCCGAUGGAUUUAGACUUGGCUUUGUGUGCCUCUCGGGUUUCGCCAGGGCCUUUGGCAUCACCUCCGGUGCAGGCAGCCCUCCGCCAGGGCUUAUACUAAUUCUGACCAGGCAUGCCAUUCCAACCAUCCGAAAGAUCGUGGUUCCAUAUCAUUAUUCUUCGAGGUUUACAUGGAAAAAGGAUGUCACUUCAAUAUUAUCAGAAACAUGGGCAGCCGAGCAUUCGAAACUUAUGAUUAAGAUUCCAGAAUGCGGGAAGAACGGGACGAGGAGGAACGCUUCUCCAGGCAGGGGUGGCUGGAACUCGUGGGGGGUGAAUGCCCUCGUUUUCCUCCCCCAUAUCCUCCUCGCGGUCAAUACUCCAGCGCCUAAGCCUACAACACCGCAGCCAUAG